Bactrocera neohumeralis is the source of this 3003-nucleotide messenger RNA. RefSeq lists its product as uncharacterized. The record is from RefSeq and is a predicted model, not a curated record. The transcript has 3 exons. Bases 1 to 2355 code for a protein of 784 amino acids. NCBI's taxonomy places the organism in Eukaryota, Metazoa, Arthropoda, Insecta, Diptera, Tephritidae.
AUGCUGAGUGACACUUGGGAUGUUGGCACCUUUUUGGUUGAUCUAUUGAGUGUGCUUUCUUUGUUUUCGCCGGCGACGGAUGAGACGCCUAAAGAUAAACGCCAGGUCGGUGCCAAAGACGAAGCGGUAUACCCGAACCAUCGCGCCGACACCACCGAUGCCGAUGACCCGGAAAAUCCGCAGGAAACCAUCUACGGUCCGAAACCAACACAAUUCCUCAUUCGGCCCAUUGCGCCACAUGAUCACCAGCAGCACGAAGAGCAUCAAGCGCCGCAGUUGCGUAAUUAUCCGGCGACAAUAAGGCCGCACGGCACCCAAUUGCUGGAGCAGAGUCAGGAGAUCCAACAUUUUGCCUAUCUGCAAGACAUUAAUCGCAAUCACCCGAAGUCGACAGCUUCCGCUUCAGAAUUAACCGGGAAGCCACGCACCGCACAACAGCAGAAAAAAGGCUCGAAAUCAGGACGUGCUCAUAUAUCACCUUCACAAUAUCGAGGAAAUGCCGAGGAAGCUGAACAGCGUUAUGCGGUCGCCAUUCAACCGCCGAACCCGACAGCCGCGCAAGCGCCUCAUUACGCAGCGCCACCAACACAAAUUGCGCCGCGAUACCAGCAGCUGGGACCACAAUAUCAACAGCCAGGAGCAGGCGCACCCCAGCAGCCAUACCAAAUUAUACCCGAAGAAGAGUUUCUUAAGCUUUUGGAAGAUGAGUUGCGUGCGCGAGCCUUCCAUGAAGCGCAAUACCGUCAGCAACAGGCUGCACAUGCACCUUCUCCCAGUAAAGGGCCACCUUUGCCACUGCCUGCUGAACGUGUAGGUCAAGGUUUAGGCAACUAUCGUCAACAUGCGCAGCCACAGUCACAACCUCCCGUCGAAGAGCCAAUACCCGAAUUUGUACAAUAUGUUCCACGUCACCGCGGUGGCCCCAAAUACCUGCCUCAACCACAACCGCAGCAGCAACCUCAACCGCAACAAGUUGACCCACAAAGUGUUGAUCCAUCAGCCGACGUGCCACCGCCACCACACAUACCGCCGCAACUGGCAUACUACCAACCACAAGUGAGCUAUAAAACAUUGCCAAAUCACCCACUAGCAAAGUCAUCGCUAGAGAAUGAAAUCGAAAAGCUGCUUGCUGCGAAUAAACCUUCACCCAAUCAGCUAGCGGAUAAUUCCAACGAACCAUCUGGCGUAGUACACCAACAUCAACAAGCUCCGCAACAACAGUUGCAGCAACACCCGGAGCCCCGACCACGCCCAUACGCUUUGCAACAGAAAAUUUAUUCCUCACAAAGCGGAUCCCAACCCACACCCACACCACUAGUAGAUGCCAAUAAUCAGCCGUUUAUACCGUCCUUGUUUAGAUUUAGCAAUAUACAACAACCGACGCCGAUUUACCCCACACAAGUGCCGCAACACAUUGUGGACGCCAAGAAAUUGGGUCCAGUGGUAUACCCUCCCACGCAGUCUCCCACGACGGUACAACAGCCACAACCUACACAGUACUUCUACCAGGAACUGAAUCCAACAACUAGACCUAAAGCUCGCUCAAAACACUAUGGCACGAAAGUUUCAACAUCUUCACCAAAGUUACGCGAGAAAGAACCGCCAAAUUACCCGAACGUACCAGCCGCAGCCAAGUAUAUUAACCCGCAACUGUAUUACGACUACGAACGGCAAUCAAAUCCACAAGCUCCCUCCGGACGUUUCCACCCUAGUCCACCCGAUCCCAACGCACCUACCGGAGAACAACGAGUACAGGCACAACCACGUCCACAGCCACUCGCCCAUCCUCAACAGUACUCAGCACCUGCACCAACUCCACAACAAGUGCACACAAACAGGCAAUAUAUCUCAACCGCCCCAGCUCCAUCACAAUCCAGUAUUUAUGUCUCACAAGGCACAGGUAUCGCGACACCCUCACGCAGCACCCCAGUAAAAACGAAGUCUAUCGAAGAUGUGCGCCAACUACAUUUACCUCAACCCGGCGGAAAGCCUCUCACCCAGACCGAGUUCCAGGCGCUGAUCGAUGCUGGCUACCCAGUAACAGCUGUACCAGUACCGGUGCCCGUUCCUUAUGAGCAGUACAUAAAAGAGCAUCCUGAAUUCCGCAAUCAGCCUGUGGACUAUGCGCAGCUCAUGCAACAUAUAGCUCAGCAGUAUGGUCCACGUAGGGGACUGCAAGCUCAAGCCUCGGAGCCGACAGCAAAUGUUAUAGCUUCGUCGCCUGAUGAACAAACGGCAACAGCAGUGGGUGGCGGCAAUAUAACGUACUUACGACCGCUGGCCGACCAGAAACGGCAUCCACGCGACGAGAAGGACACAGCGAUCGCUGGAAAGGCAGAUGAAGCGAAGCAAUAAUCCUUUUAAUAUUGUUUUCCAUUGCUUUAAACUAUCGGCCCGGCUUUUACAAAAUCAAUAUCUAAGUUCCGUCAAGCGCACAACACGAUUUCGAAAUUCGAAGUGCACUCUACAUAAUAUCUCCCAAAAACGCCUCAGUUAACAGGUUCACCCCUGUUCUCCAUUCUUUCAUUUUCCCUGUAUUUAGUUUAACAGUGCUCGUGCAACUUUCCGACUGUACUAAAAUUCGCCGAAGGAAGCAAAGAACAUGCCGAACACACGUGGCCACUUACAGUUAGUAAGUCCCGUUGGCACUACACUGCACAUUUAUUUAUAGUUAAUUAUAUGUAUGUAAUUCUUAAUAUAAUGAAUAUGUAUGUACCUAAAGACACGUCUAUUGCGAACAAACGAGACGAUACGAAGUUUGAAAACCCCAAACGAUUGUAGUGAAUUUAUUAAAAAAAAAAACAUUUAUUGUAUAUAAACAAUGCAUUUUAUGAAAUUGUAAUUCACACAUAUUUCAAUAAUCGUUAUAUAUGCACACAUAUGUAACGCAUUAUAUUGAAAAUGCUGCAGAAACUCUAAACAUAUAUACUUUUAUGUGUAAUUUUUGUAAAUUACUGAUACAAAAGUAGAAUGUAAAAUAUAAAACUGUAUCAUUAUAGCUUA